AGUCACCAAAUGAUACCAACGAAUUGCUCAGCGCAAGCGAAAAAGGAGUGUCCGCCGGCUGUGCACGUGCCUAUCGAGCCGACAGGCAUGAAUCAGCAAGGAUCCAUGCAUUUCAGUCAGGGACUGCUUCCGUCGAGUUGUUGGCUGGUGGUUCCCUCAUCUGCGCUGAUACAUCCACAGGUGCCGGUGCCGCAGAUUCAGGUUAUGAAUUCGAUGGAUUAUGUGAAAAUCAUCGAAAUCGCCUGCGCCGACCUGGCGGUCACCACAAAACUGAAACGCCAAAAGUCAAAGCCCGCAGAGAUGAACCCGACGAGAGAGUAUAUCAGUCAUUUGAAAGAUCAAUUCGAACGGAGCCACUACAGUAGAGCUUUGGCGAUGCUCAACAGCGUGUCGGGAGCCCAGUCCUCACAGUCGACGUCGCCGAUUUCCAUGUCUCCACGGGCUUCCAAUGAUCGUUGAUCUUACAUAUUCUGUGUUGACUUUUUUUAAAUCGCGGUUCUUAAGUUAUUGAAAUGUUUCGGGGUGGUUUUAACAUUAUUAUAUCAAUUGAAAUUUAUUAUGUAUGUUGAAUGUUGACAUUUUCUGCAAAUUAAGUUCUUAUGAAGUGUUGAAAAAAAA
Messenger RNA from Caenorhabditis elegans, 618 nucleotides. It is a transcript of the gene T05A8.8, whose product is annotated as Mediator complex subunit 15. The transcript has 3 exons. Bases 10 to 459 code for a protein of 149 amino acids. Lineage: Eukaryota; Metazoa; Nematoda; Chromadorea; Rhabditida; Rhabditidae. The record is from RefSeq and is marked reviewed.